AUGAAUCACACCAUGACUACAGAAGGACAGCAGAUCAAUGAUUCACACAUUUCUAACCACUGGCUGUGAAUAGAGGAAUAGUUAUGUUUGAGGUAUUUAUCAUGACUUUUGUCUUUCUAAUGAGUUACUUUACUGUAUGUAGACUGAAUGCUGUUAUAUUGGUUUAAAUAUUAAAGCAUUUAAAUCUGUGAGAAAAUGUAAUGCAUCAUAACACUGUAGUGCACCUGAAAAUAUAAUUACUACUAUGAUGAACUCUACACAGGUUUCAUAUUUCACACUUGCUGCCUACUUUGACACUGGACUGUUAAAAUACUUAUAUUUCAUGAUUCUCACAUUGUUAUAUGUUUUAAUUCUUUGUGCCAAUGUGUUGCUGAUUGUGAUUAUCUGUAUGAACAGAAGUUUACAUGAACCUAUGUACCUGUUUCUGUGCAGCCUGUUUGUAAAUGAACUGUAUGGUAGUACAGGGUUGUUUCCAUUCCUUCUGCUUCAGAUCCUCUCUGACAUUCACACUGUUUCUGUUUCCUUUUGUUUCCUGCAGAUUUUCUGUUUGUACUCAUAUGGAAGUAUAGAAUUUUUUAAUUUAGCCAUCAUGUCUUUUGACAGAUACCUUGCUAUCUGUUAUCCUCUACAAUAUAACACACGUAUGACAUUUAAGAGGGUCGCCACACUUAUUGCAGUAACAUGGCUUGCUCCUUUUCUUGUGCAAGUUGGCACAAUAUCCUUGAGCUCCUCUUUACAGCUGUGUGGAAACAUCAUAAACAAAGUGGCCUGUGAUAACUACUUUAUCGUGAAACUGGCCUGCUCUGACACCACAGUAAAUAACAUUUAUGGACUCAUUACCACUGCACUCAUAGUUUUUACACCUGGAUUUUUAAUCCUUUACACUUACGUCAGGAUUCUAAAAGUUUGUUUUUCUGGUUCUAAACAGACCAGACAAAAAGCUGUCAGUACCUGCACACCUCACCUUGCUUCUCUAAUCAACUUUUCUUUUGGUUGUUUCUUUGAAAUCAUACAGAGCAGGUUUAACAUGGACAAUGUACCUAAUAUGUUGAGAAUAAUUUUAUCCUUAUAUUUUAUAACAUGUCAGCCACUCUUCAGCCCUGUACUGUACGGACUGAAAAUGUCUAAAAUUCGUAAUUUAUGUAAAAGUGUGUUCUGUUGGAAAGAGUAGAUCUAUAUAUUUGUGAUAUUUAUCCAGCUUGACUAAGAAGAAAAAAACAAAUGGAUGCACUGACUCCACUGUUCUACUGUCACCUGUACGGUUGAGUGUAGUUCACUAUGUAACACAAAGACAUUUCAAUAUAAGAUCACUGUAAUUCAGACACCAAAGAGGGCUGAUGUAUUCACUAUGAUUUCAGAUAAUGUGGAUCACCUUUGAUUUCCAUUGUUACCAAAGUUUAUGAAUGUUGAGCUGAAUCUCAUAAAAACACAACUGCUUUUCAAUCCAGUUUGUGUUAAAGAAA
Lates calcarifer (barramundi perch) is the source of this 1463-nucleotide messenger RNA. Its product is annotated as olfactory receptor 11A1-like. The coding region runs from base 245 to 1171 and encodes 308 amino acids. The record is from RefSeq and is a predicted model, not a curated record. The transcript has a single exon. Gene Ontology annotation, molecular function: olfactory receptor activity; G protein-coupled receptor activity. Gene Ontology annotation, cellular component: membrane. NCBI's taxonomy places the organism in Eukaryota, Metazoa, Chordata, Actinopteri, Centropomidae. Gene Ontology annotation, biological process: G protein-coupled receptor signaling pathway.